Boleophthalmus pectinirostris (great blue-spotted mudskipper) is the source of this 2955-nucleotide messenger RNA. Its product is annotated as serine/threonine-protein kinase 35-like. Gene Ontology annotation, biological process: autophagy; autophagosome organization; peptidyl-serine phosphorylation. The coding region runs from base 158 to 1207 and encodes 349 amino acids. The record is from RefSeq and is a predicted model, not a curated record. Lineage: Eukaryota; Metazoa; Chordata; Actinopteri; Gobiiformes; Gobiidae. Gene Ontology annotation, cellular component: autophagosome; cytoplasm. The transcript is spliced from 3 exons. Gene Ontology annotation, molecular function: ATP binding; protein serine/threonine kinase activity.
GUGUGCUGCCUUCACAACUGCUUCGGAACAGUUUCGGUGUGGUCUGUGAUGGUCUGCCGGGUCAGGGAGGGUGAGAUGGCGCGGGCCUGACGCUGCUCUGGGUCGGGGGCGCUGGACGUGUUGAGGUUUCGCAGCGUGCGCCUCUCCGGACCAUGCCAUGGAGAGGGUACGCGGCCUGGAGCACAGGGUCACUGCGCCCCGCUACAGUCUCCUGCGAGAGGUGGGCAGGGGCACGUACGGAGUGGUGUACGAGGCUCAGUCGCGGAAGUCCGGUGCCAAGGUGGCGGUGAAAAAACUGCGAUGCGAUGCGCCGGAGAACGUGGAGCUCGCGUUGCAGGAGUUUUGGGCGCUCACAAGUUUGGAGAAACGACACGAGAACGUAGUGCAUUUGGAAGAGUGCGUACUGCAAAGAAAUGAUCUGGCCCAGAAGAUGAGUCAUGGUAACAAGCGGUCCAAACAGUACCUGCGUCUGGUAGAGACAUCCCUGAAAGGUGAGCGAGUCCUCAGCUGCCCUGAUGAACCCUGUUACCUUUGGUUUGUCAUGGAGUUCUGUGAAGGGGGUGAUCUUAACCAUUUCAUACUGUCUCGCCGCCCUGACCCUCACACCAACAAUCGUUUCAUGGUACAACUGACCAGUGCUGUAGCCUUUUUGCACCAGAACAAUAUCGUCCACCGAGACCUCAAACCAGAUAACAUCCUUAUCUCCCACAAGUCCGGCUCACCUGUGCUCAAAGUGGCCGAUUUUGGAUUGAGUAAGGUGUGUGCGGGGUUUCAAAACAAAGCUGAAGGUAAAGACCAGGAAGACAACAACAAAAACGUCAAUGUGAACAAGUACUGGCUGUCAUCUGCGUGUGGUUCGGACUUUUACAUGGCCCCUGAGGUGUGGGAGGGCCAUUACACUGCCAAGGCUGAUAUAUUUGCAAUGGGGAUCAUUAUCUGGGCCAUGCUGGAGAGAAUCACGUUUAUUGACGCAGAGACCAAGCGGGAGUUGCUCGGGACCUAUGUGAGACAGGCAGGGAACAUAGUACCAGUGGGUGAAGCGUUGCUGGAAAACCCAAAGAUGAUCCUCAAUAUUCCUCAGAAGCGCAGGUCUCAGAUGGGUGAAGAGAUGAGGAAGCUGCUACGAGACAUGCUGGCUGUUAACCCCGCAGACAGACCUGAUGCCUUCCAACUGCAGACCAGAAUGGACCAAGUCAGCUCUGCCUGACUCUUAAGAUCGUGAUGCCAUUUCAAGCUGCUGCUUUCUGUCUCAAGGGAAAAGCUAGAGAUGAACAGAGCCUUUUUGUCCAUAGAUUGCUGCUCUGCCUUUAGAAGACUGUAAGAUAAUCUCACCCAGAACUUGACAAUAAUGAAAUAAGUUUAUUAAAAAGGGUUGUGGACCAUUUUUGUAAGCUGCAUCUAAGGUAUGGUAAGGUAAGGUAUUUUAUGGUAUAACAGUAUAAGACCAAUAUUUGACUGGCCUUUACUGUUGAACAAUAGCAUACCUUGUCUAGGCAUGCCUUUUUGCAAAUGGUUAUAACUUUUAACAAUAACUGGAUAACUGGCUGGUUUGAAUAUAGAGCAAUUGUGAUAAUUACUACUUCUGUUUACUUUAGAGUAAUGGGAGUGUACAGUUGCCUCUGCAUCCAUUGGCCCACUCUGGUUGACACGUUCUUUGUGGUACCGUGGGAUCUGUUUUAAGUGCUAUGUAUUUUGAAUUUGCAGUGAACCAGGUCCAAGCUGUGUUGACCCAGCUAUUAACUGAUACUGGAUUUUGCUCGCCCAUUGUAGCACCCUAAAAUGAAAUACAGUAUGCUCUCAAUCUGGAGGAUGUGUUUGACUCCUAUUAAAGGUGUGUUAUGCAACUUUUCUGGUGGCGGGUCCGUUACCUGCUUGUCUCCAUGGGAAUGUUAUUGCUUUAUCUAGAUUGUUCCACAGUAUAUAUUAAAUCUACCUAUCAUGAGGGAGACGAGCAGAUUACAGCACUACGCUACAUUACAAUUCAGAUUUGUGGAGAGUCGUACCUAUUCACAGGCACCCGUAGUGAAUAAAUGCUAGAUGGAUUUGUUUAAUGUCAUACCAUGGAACAUUCCAGACAAAGCAAGAACAUCUCAAUACAGACAUUUAGGUAGCAAACCCUCCACCAGAAAAGUUGUGCAGUGCAUCUUUAAGGUUCAGUAUGUUUCUGACUGAGCUACCUGCUAUGACUAGACUUGUAGACUAGUAUCCAAUUUGUCAAUUGAUUUAAAAUAAUUUCUUUUCAUUUUUGUAAUCUGUGUGUAGAGUAUGUGGCGCUUCCAGCUGGAGCACUGAAUCUCACUACGUUUACACAAUGACUUUGAUUUUAAAUCAUUAUCAAGACAGAGCAGAAUGUUUUAACCCUGUGCAACUGUAAUAUGCAAUGCUUGUAACUCUGUAGGAGCCUUUAAAAGUUUCACUGCAGUUGAGGUUUGCCACCUGUGCUGCCUUAUACUAAAUCUUGAUGAUUUAGGCUUACUACCUCAUUUUUUGGAGCCAUUUCCUGGUGCACUCAUUUCAGCUUUUUGUUUACCUUGGGCAAGUAUUUGUGGUUGGGUUAAGGUGAUGCAGUUUUUGCACACAUUUUGAUUAUUAUAUACUUGAACUUUAUUUCGCCUUUAUUGUGUAUGGUUCUAUGUAUUUGUUACUACUCAUUAUUAAUUCCAACAUUCAUAAUUUGUGUACAGUAUUUCAGUGUUCAUGACAAUCUGACUUCUGGGACAUGUCAAGACUUGGUUAAUUGUUUGUCAUGCAAAUACUGUUUACGACUUUCUGUUUUCAUGGUUCAGCAGAUCUUGCAUACAAGGUGAUUAGGUUCUGGUUUUUAGACAAUCUGUUCAUCCCAACGCAACUCAAAGCAAUUCAGGUUCUUAAAAGACUCCCUGAUUAUCACAUGGAAGGGCACUAAUGUGAAUUACAUCUGUUUUUUAUUUUCAAAAAAUAAAGGUUGGAUGUAAA